UUCUACAUUGUUCCUCCGCUGGCUCUCGCUUCCCAAGCCGGCCCCACUUUCUCGAUUAACCGGAACCGCUUCCCUCCGUCGCCGGCGAAAUUCUCCGAUCUAGUUGAAGUAGUGGCAAGCAUUGCAUUGUGUAAGGAUGAACAUUGGAUUGCCGAGUAUUUCUUCCUGGUUUAGCAAUCCAUCGAAGAAGGAUGUGGCCAUGGGAGCGACCAUCAUAUCCACGACUACUACUCUCGUUGAACAGGAAGAGCCAGCGAAAGGCUUAUUUGACAUCAAGAUAUGGGCCUGGUCACUUGUCUCGGGUAUUCCUUGGGCAACCGAUUCUGAAGACAGAAAGCAGAAAGCCACCACUAUAAACAGAGGGCUCAAACAGCAUGCUCAAUCUCGGAGGUUGCAGAGAACAAAGGUUGUGACUACCGUCUACCGCUUCAGACCUUACGUGUCGAAGGUUCCAUGGCAUACAGGCCCGAGGGCGUUUCUCUCGCAGCUUUUCCCGAGAUAUGGCCACUAUUGUGGACCCAAUUGGUCAAGUGGAAAAGACCAAGGUUCCCCGAUUUGGGAUCAGAGACCUAUUGAUUGGUUAGACUACUGCUGCUACUGCCAUGAUAUUGGUUAUGACACACAUGAUCAGGCCGAGCUGCUAAAAGCAGACUUGGCUUUCCUCGAGUGUUUGGAAUCAAACAAGUACGUAAGUACCAAGGGAGAUGCUCAUGUUGCUCACUUUUACAAGACAAUGUGCAUAACAGGUCUCAAGAAGAUACUAAUACCCUACAGAAGCUACCUUGUGAAGAAGAUACAGCACGGCCAGAAUUUACUCGACUUUGGGUGGAUAUUAAGCAGCCUAAGCAAGAGAAGCUGGAGUUUUCAGAAGAAUUGAUCCGCACGUUCAUAUUCCACGGAUGGAAAGGUUUCUCAAGUAGAGGCAGAAACUUAUCUCUGCAAUUUAUGGUAAAGCAUCCCCUUUCAUUUUGUACAUAGAGGCAACAGAAGAAAGAGUACUAGGUUGUGUAUAAGUCUUCUUGUUCAUAUGGUAAACCACGAAAUCAACUGCUGACGUUGGUAGAAGUCUUUGGUGCUUGUACAUUAAUUGUUGAAAUUGCUCAUAUAAAUACCCUUUUAUCCCUCUUGGGGUCUUCAAUGGAUUUCAGUGAAGAAAAUCAUUGAAUCUUGCGUCUUAA
Tarenaya hassleriana is the source of this 1178-nucleotide messenger RNA. RefSeq lists its product as uncharacterized. The transcript is spliced from 3 exons. Gene Ontology annotation, biological process: phospholipid metabolic process; arachidonate secretion. The record is from RefSeq and is a predicted model, not a curated record. Lineage: Eukaryota; Viridiplantae; Streptophyta; Magnoliopsida; Brassicales; Cleomaceae. Bases 137 to 877 code for a protein of 246 amino acids. Gene Ontology annotation, molecular function: A2-type glycerophospholipase activity.